Molecule: messenger RNA, 1284 nt
Organism: Dalotia coriaria
Lineage: Eukaryota; Metazoa; Arthropoda; Insecta; Coleoptera; Staphylinidae
Gene: Zip88E
Product: Zinc/iron regulated transporter-related protein 88E
Exons: 4
Coding region: 223-1218 (331 amino acids)
Biological process (GO): zinc ion transmembrane transport
Cellular component (GO): plasma membrane
Molecular function (GO): zinc ion transmembrane transporter activity
Source: RefSeq, a predicted model, not a curated record
CGAGCAACGCGACUUGAAACAUGAAACGAGAUCACUUUGUGCAGUGCUCGAUGUGAAGCAUGACGUGCGACAAUCGCGAAAUUAAACAAAGCGUGACUCAGAUGACUCAGUAAUCGACAAUUUUUCUGUAAAUCACAAUACCAAGUGCAAUUCCUUGCUGCAAUACAACAUAAACAUACAAAUUUAAAGGUUAAGUAACAUUAAAACAUAAAACUACACAAAAUGGAGUUGAUGGAAGCGAAAAUCGUCGCGAUAAUCACGCUGACAAUGGGCAGUCUACUCGUGGGUUUACUCCCAGCAUGGUUCUCCACCUACGGACGCAAUCGCCAUCCGUUAUUCCUCUCUGGUUUGCUCUGCUUUGGAGGCGGAGUCUUGCUCAGCACGAGUAUUGUACACAUGUUACCAGAAAUCCGUGAAAAUCUCCCGAAGUACAAAGAAUACGCUGAGAUUCUCUUCGCUUGUGGCUUCUUCACGUUGUACAUCAUCGAUGAACUCGUGCAUUUGAUCUUCCCGGACGCUGGGCAUGGUCAUGACCAUUCCCAUGGACACGGACGGUCAAUAAGUGAACCUUCGACAUCUGUGGCUCCAAGUCGUACUACUUCUCAGCACAGGUUGUAUGAUUCGACUGUGACGGAAGCGCGGCCAUUGUUGUAUCCGCAACUGCCAUACAAUCCGAGUUUUGUGCGGUAUUCGGAUGAUCCGGCAUCGCAGAUUUGUCAUAUCGGACAUGUAGAACCCUGUAAUAGCCGCCCGGUUGGUUCGUUGGGGUUGUUGUUUGCUUUGUCUGUACAUGCAGUAUUGGAAGGCUUGGCUGUGGGGUUAGAAACAUCCGCUACACAGGUUUUGUUGUUGUUCGGCGCGAUAGCUUCACACAAACUCGUGGUUGGUUUCUGCCUGGGUGUGGAAUUAGCAGCGGAGAACACCGUACUCAAACACUUCGUCUCGAUUUUGAUCUUUUCGAUGGGUUCCCCGCUGGGGAUCGGACUUGGAAUGAUUUUUAGCAACAUUCCCAAAGAUAUUGAAACAUACUUGUUGCCUAUCUUACAGGGACUGGCAGGUGGUACACUUUUCUAUGUGAGUGUAUCUGAAGUAUUACCGCGUGAGAGAGCGCGUUGGCACAAUCCAAACGCCAAGCGAUACGCUGGAUUCUUUCAAUUCGUCUGCGUCGCAGUUGGUUUUAUCAUAAUGACAGCAUUAACUAAAUAUAUGGACCAUUAGACAUAACCUUAGAAUUGUACAAGUGAUAUUAAACUUAAGAAAUAAACGAAAAUGACUACAACGUAA